CCCCCUCUAGUAUGUCACAAUGGAAGUAUUUAGGGCACAGUUAACGAACUUUCAGUUGAAGGAAACGGAGUUGUAGUCCCCCUGCGGGUGCUCAGGACCACGUCCCAACUUGUAAUAGAAUCCACAAAGCAAGGAACGGCAAAUCGCAAACUUUAUUCACCCAUCUGUGGCGAGUGCUACGUUUCGGCUCUUACAAUACAGAACUAUACAACUUCCUGAGGAGCAUACAGCAGCUGAUAAAGAAUGGAGAAGCCGGACACUCAGCAGACGACCCGCAGACCCCGUGGUCACCGCCUUGCCAAGCGCAGCUCCCGUGAUGACCCGGAGGUGUGUGUGGUGUUUCCUGGACUGGUGACCCGGGAGAGCUGCUGCCGCUUCACCUGUGAGCUCCUGAAGCAUAUCCUGCACCAGAGGCACCAGCUACCCCUGCCCUACGAACAGCUGCUCCUCUUCUGUCAGGGGCAGCAGGCUGCAGACGUUUCGGUGAGACGGACCAUAAAAGAGACGUCUGAUGCCCGCCACUGCCAGCGCACCCUGUCGGACUUAGCAGAGUUAAUGUCGCAGCUGGACGCCUUCUUCACGCUGACCCCUGUGCCCCGUGUCCUGCUGCUACUGGGAGGAUCCCCCGUCAGCCCUAAGGAGCUGUAUGUGAUAGACAUGGAGGGCAUCCAGGUGGGCAAUGGAGAGCAGAGUCUGAGCCCGCGCCCCUGCCUUCGCCAGCUGUUUCGGUCACUCUUUUUGGCGGACCCGUUUAGUGACCUGCGCUCCUCCGGCCUCCUGAGUCUGGUGCUGAUGGUCCAGGGCCAUCGAGACUGUGCCACAGACUGGUUCCAACCCAAACUCAAUUACAAGGUGCCCACCAGGGGCCACUCUCUGACCAUCAAACUGUCCAGCAGUGGAGCCGAAACCACCACGUAUCACAGCGACGACUACAUCUGGUUCCAGGCGCCAAUCACAUUAAAAGGAUUUCACAACUGAAGACCACGGGGGGUGGGGGGUAUUAUCUUAUGUGCAUCCCAUGUAAUCAGCGCAUCAUGCAUGCCCCCACCUAUGUGCCCGGCUGUUAGCUUACUCUCCUCCAGUGAAUAUUUACUGUGGUGCCCCAGAGGCGCAGUCCUUAUAACAGCCACAUAUUACCUCCAGAGCUGGAAUCCUUAGGCCUAGACAUGUGACAUCUUCACACUUGACAGGAGCGCUCGGUCCCCGGCUGCUGGUGGCCGGGCGCUCGGUCCCCGGCUGCUGGUGGCCGGGCGCUCGGUCCCCGGCUGCUGGUGGCCGGGCGCUCGGUCCCCGGCUGCUGGUGGCCGGGCGCUC
This is a messenger RNA of Hyla sarda, 1314 nucleotides long. It is a transcript of the gene MAD2L1BP, whose product is annotated as MAD2L1 binding protein. The transcript has 3 exons. Gene Ontology annotation, biological process: regulation of exit from mitosis. The coding region runs from base 244 to 978 and encodes 244 amino acids. The record is from RefSeq and is a predicted model, not a curated record. Gene Ontology annotation, cellular component: nucleus. Lineage: Eukaryota; Metazoa; Chordata; Amphibia; Anura; Hylidae.